CGGCCGGGCGGAGGGGCCCCGCGGGCGGCGGCGGCGGCGAUGUGCCGCGCCCCGCCGAGCCCGGCCCGCCGAGCCAGGUGAGGCUGCCGCGGGAGCGCCGGCCGCGGCCAUGGGCACCCUGGGCAAGGCGAGAGAGGCCCCGCGGAAACCUCAUGGCUGCAGAGCUGCCACUAAAGCAAGACUAGAGGUGAAGCCAGCCAGCAGCCCCCUCCACUCCCAUCCCAGCCUGGCCCAGAUCACCCAGUUCCGAAUGAUGGUGUCUCUGGGACAUUUAGCCAAAGGAGCCAGCCUGGACGAUCUCAUCGACAGCUGCAUUCAGUCUUUUGAUGCAGAUGGAAACCUGUGCCGAAGUAACCAACUGUUGCAAGUCAUGCUGACCAUGCACCGGAUCAUCAUUUCCUCCACUGAACUGCUCCAAAAAGUCAUCGCCCUCUAUAAGGAUGCCUUGGCAAAGAAUUCACCAGGGCUUUGCCUGAAGAUCUGCUAUUUUGUGAGGUACUGGAUAACGGAAUUCUGGGUCAUGUUUAAAAUGGACGCCAGCUUGACGGACACCAUGGAGGAGUUUCAGGAGCUGGUGAAGGCUAACGGCCAGGAGCUACACUGCCGCCUGAUUGACACGACUCAAAUCAAUGCCCGUGACUGGUCCAGGAAGCUGACUCAAAGGAUAAAAUCCAACACCAGCAAGAAACGUAAAGUCUCCCUGCUGUUUGACCACCUGGAACCAGAGGAGCUGUCGGAGCACCUCACCUACCUGGAGUUCAAGUCCUUCCGGAGGAUAUCCUUCUCCGAUUAUCAGAAUUACCUCGUGAAUAGCUGUGUGAAGGAGAACCCCACCAUGGAGCGGUCCAUUGCCCUGUGUAACGGCAUCUCCCAGUGGGUACAACUGAUGGUUCUCAGCCGCCCCACCCCGCAGCUCCGGGCAGAAGUCUUUAUCAAGUUCAUCCAGGUGGCUCAGAAGCUCCACCAGCUACAGAACUUCAAUACGCUGAUGGCCGUGAUAGGCGGGCUGUGUCACAGCUCCAUCUCCAGGCUCAAGGAGACAAGUUCACAUGUCCCUCACGAAAUCAACAAGGUUCUGGGUGAGAUGACUGAGCUGCUGUCCUCCUGUAGAAACUAUGACAACUAUCGGCGAGCCUAUGGGGAGUGUACCCAGUUCAAGAUCCCCAUCCUGGGGGUGCACCUCAAGGACCUCAUCUCCCUGUACGAAGCUAUGCCCGACUAUCUGGAAGAUGGGAAGGUGAACGUCCACAAGCUGCUGGCCCUUUACAAUCAUAUCAAUGAGCUGGUCCAGCUGCAAGAGGUGGCCCCGCCCUUGGAGGCCAACAAGGACUUGGUGCAUUUGCUGACGUUGUCCUUAGAUCUCUACUAUACCGAAGAUGAGAUCUACGAGCUCUCCUAUGCUCGGGAACCAAGGAACCACAGAGCCCCACCACUAACACCUUCAAAACCACCAGUCGUAGUGGAUUGGGCCUCUGGAAUAUCUCCCAAACCUGACCCAAAGACCAUUAGCAAACACGUCCAGAGGAUGGUGGAUUCUGUCUUCAAGAACUAUGAUCACGACCAGGAUGGAUACAUUUCUCAGGAAGAGUUUGAAAAGAUUGCCGCCAGUUUUCCCUUUUCCUUCUGUGUGAUGGACAGGGACAGGGAAGGCCUCAUCAGCAGAGACGAGAUCACAGCCUACUUCAUGAGGGCCAGCUCAAUCUACUCCAAGCUGGGCCUGGGCUUUCCUCACAACUUUCAAGAGACCACCUACCUGAAACCUACUUUCUGUGACAACUGUGCUGGCUUUCUCUGGGGAGUGAUCAAACAAGGAUAUCGAUGUAAAGACUGCGGGAUGAACUGCCACAAACAGUGCAAAGAUCUGGUUGUGUUUGAGUGCAAGAAGCGAGCCAAGAACCCAGCAGCUCCCACAGAGAACAGCGCUGCUGGAGGGCCAGCAUCCAGUCUUUGCUCAUUGGGAGCCAAAGACCUGCUCCAUGUACCUGAGGAAGGACCUUUCACAUUCCCUAAUGGGGAGGCUGUAGAACACAGUGAGGAAAGUAAAGAUCGGACCAUCAUGCUCAUGGGAGUGUCCUCACAGAAGAUUUCAGUUCGGCUGAAGAGGACUGUCGCCCAUAAGGCCACCCAGACGGAAUCAUUGCCUUGGCUUGGCAGUGAGGGUCCUUCUGGUCCCUUUCUACUGUCUUCCCCAAGGAAGACAGCCCAGGAUACUCUGUAUGUGCUUCCCAGUCCCACAUCUCCAUGCCCCAGCCCCGUCUUGGUCAGAAAGCGAGCUUUUGUCAAGUGGGAGAAUAAAGAAUCCCUCAUAAAAUCAAAGGAGGAUCUCCGUCAUCUCAGACUCCCAACCUACCAAGAGCUGGAACAGGAAAUAAAUACCCUGAAAGCAGAUAAUGAUGCUCUGAAGAUCCAACUGAAAUAUGCACAGAAGAAAAUAGAAACCCUCCAACUUGCAAGAAGCAAUCAUGUCUUGAUGGAACAAGGUGACUGUUCUUAG
Molecule: messenger RNA, 2494 nt
Organism: Canis lupus familiaris (dog)
Lineage: Eukaryota; Metazoa; Chordata; Mammalia; Carnivora; Canidae
Gene: RASGRP1
Product: RAS guanyl releasing protein 1
Biological process (GO): positive regulation of GTPase activity; Ras protein signal transduction
Cellular component (GO): plasma membrane
Molecular function (GO): calcium ion binding; guanyl-nucleotide exchange factor activity
Source: RefSeq, a predicted model, not a curated record